Cinara cedri is the source of this 9668-nucleotide messenger RNA. The record is from the annotation of a GenBank genome assembly. NCBI's taxonomy places the organism in Eukaryota, Metazoa, Arthropoda, Insecta, Hemiptera, Aphididae.
CGGAAAAUCGUCGGUAAUCGCGAUGACUAAAAACUACCAUUUUUUCCCAGUGCGGGACUGUUUGACGCAAUUCGCAUCCAUAAUAUUUAUUGUGAUUAAAAUAAUUGUACUGUACAAGUUUAACGCGUUCUGUGUGUUUUUCAAUUUUAUAAACGCCGACAGUAUGAAACGUAAAUUUCAUCGCGAACGCUUCGGGUCGGUCGCGCAAUUUCGCCUCAAUCCCCUCCUCCCCAGAAAAACUCGUGGAAACCGACGUACGCAUAGCUGGUAAACGAUAUUUUUAUUCAUUUAUUUAUAUAAUAUGAUAUUAAAGAUGACGGUUACAACACGUUCGACGGUUCGGACGACAGUCCGUUAUCUUUACAUCGCAUUUUACGAGGUCGUGUUCUUUUUCCUAUGGAGCAGCCCGAAGGCCGAAGACGAGCAAUGUAUCAACGGGAACUGGAAGGGGAACAAAUGAACAAUGACCGGAAACCUUCGGCAGCUGACGCUCGGACGGCCAGACGACACUACGGCACUCGGCCGGAAAACACGGUAUUGCGAUCGUUGUCGUCCGGCAAUAUUGAUAAACCUGCGUACAACGUUAUUCCAACAGUUGUAGCUCGGUCAUCGUCAUUGGCUAUUCGGCGUUUCGGCACUUUUCAGUCCGAGUCGGUCUUUUUGUAUUUUGCUCGUUGGAGAAGCAAAGUGCACUAUUACGUAGAGCUCAUUCAUAAUAGGUAGACGCCGUUUAAUUCAACAUCUAAUAUUGUAAUUGCGUGUUAUUGGUGCUAUAGGUUUAAAAUAUUAUUUUAUAAUGAAUUAAUAACCGUACUUGUUUUAUUAAAUUCAUUUUUUUUUUUGUUUGACGGGUACCAGAUUUUUGUCAGAAGUGAGGAGUUGUUUCGCUGCGUCAUGUCUUCAGAUGUACCGCGGUACGGCUGGAAGGUAGACCUCGACCAUCAGUUUCCCGAUCCCAGAACGCCCAAUUAUAUACCAAAGUUCAAGCAAAUUUUACAAAUGUUACCUCUGAUAAUCAGGUAAAAUUUGCACAAGUAUAAGUUGAAUACCUAGGUUUGGUAUAUUUUUACUUGUUUUUCUUAAGUUGAUUAUUAAUAAUAAUAUAGCUGCUUAUGUUUUUCUUACAUUUUUUGUUGUUGGAAAAUAAUAUUCAUGCUUGUUGUACCUAUCUAUAUAGGAAAUAUUUCAGUAAAUACUUUGCUUGGAAUACAAUCAUCAUAUUUUAUAUUUGUUUUUUUUAUCAUGAGUAACUAUUUUUUUCAAAUAUGGGUCAUUGUUCAGUAUAAUUAUUAUUUUGUAAAUCGCAUAUUAUUAGGCCAAUCCCACUAAAUAUACCUACUAUUAGGAUUGCCUAAAAAAUAAAAUAAAAUACUUAAAAUAUCUUUUUAGAUAAUAAUUUACAACUAAGUACCCAAUUGUUUAUUCUGUAUUUUUAACAUAAACUAAAAAUAUUUUUGACAAGUCAUUAUUUUACUAUUAAAACAUACUCUGAACAUAACUAAAAUUGUGAUAUGAGUAUUAUAGCUACAAUAAAAAUAAAACCUAGGCAAUUUUUAAAUAUAAUAUUUUUUUUUAUUUUUACUCAAAUUCAUCCUACUUGGGAUCGGCCAAGAAGAAAGGAAAAAGGAAAGCUAAUGAGAAACAUGGAAAUUAUUGUAAACCAAUUAUUAGAUUGAAAUCUGUAGACGAUAUAAUUAUAUAUAUUAUGUUAUAAUGCAUAUGACAUGUUAAUCAGUCAAGAUUACAAAAAAAAAUAAAUAAAAAUUGGGCAUAGACAUAUUAAUAAAUGGACUGCGCCUUUUACAUAUCCAGUCUAUGUCUCCGUGAAACCAACAUUGUUAAAAAAAGAUUAAAGAAAUUAUACAUGUAUAUGAAAGAGAUAGAGUAUAGUUUAAAAAAAAAAUCAUUGAAGAAAAAAAUAAGUUAUUAUGGAAUCACAUAUUAUCACAUUUUCGAAAUUUGGAGGUGUGAUUAUAUAAAAUAUUAUAAUAUACUAAUACUUUUCAUUGCAGGUUUUAAUAGCACUCUGAAGAACCAUUUUAAGUUAAAAAUUAAGUAUUUUUCAUGAUAUUUGAUUUGUUGUCCUAUGACUGUCUUAAGUUGUAUGCCAUCCUCUUUCUAACAAUGUUGGUAUAUGAACCUCUCUUUCUAUGAUGAGUCCACUUAUUAAUAUGUCUAUGGUAUAGGAAUAAGUAUUUAACAUGAUAAUACAUUUUAUCACAUAUAAUAAGUAAUAAUCAAUUACUUUUGGUUCUGGUUUUUUUAUUUUAAUACUUUGUCCACAUUGUUUAUCUAUUAGGUUUAUAUAACUAGUAUCUGAAUUUUAAUUUCAGUCUUAAUGUCUUAAUGUGUAUUUGAUUAAACUAAAAAAAAAAAAAAAUAAUUUUCAUAUAAUAUUUUUAUUAAGUUUUUAAUGCACCCAACAACUGAUAAUUUUAUUAUUAUUUAAUUAUUUUUUUAAUAUCUAUAGGUAAGAUUAAACAAUUUUUUUAUACAGACAUUUAAUAUAGUAUUUUAUAAUGUUGGCAGAAAAAAAUGUUACAUUGUGUAAUCCAACCUAAUCUUAAUCUUCAUCAUUUUAAUUGUGAGAUUGAACAGUAAAUACUUAUUGAUUUCAAGUCAAUUAUUUAGCUGGCUAAUAUCAUAUACUUAUUUAUAUAAUAUUGAAUUUUUAUAAUAUUCUAGUUUAAAUUUUAUAGCAAUAUUGGCUAUGAGCAUAAUAAAAUGUACCUAUGUUCACUUCAGUGAAAUUGGUUUUUUCAUGAACUGUAUUCUCAGGUUAUGAAAUUCAUUCAGAUUGUGGAUUUUCACGGAGAUACAUAGAGUGUUUCACAGAAUUCUGACAAAUGCAAUAAAUUUAUUUUUUUCAACAUUUUCAAGUUUUUUUUUUUUCGUAAUAAUUAGUAGAGGCUCUAUGAUUUCUCUAUGUUAUAUUUUUUUAAAACUAAAAUUCAAGAUAGCCAUUUUAAAAAUAUAUAUAAUUUUAAAACAAAUAUUUGGUAUUGCAAAUAUUUACUAAUGAUGAACAUUUAUUUUUUAAAAAAAAAUCUAGUUUAUGAUUUAAAUUGUUUUCAUUGCCACUACUAAAUUGUAUUAAUUUUUUCAUUAAUUUUGUCAUGGAAAAUAAUUUUUUAUAAUUCCAAAAAUUGGUAGAAAAUUCCAUAAAAUAAUUGGUACUUUGUCUUUAAAGACCCUUGAAAAAGUUUUUUUUAUGUUUUCUAUAAGGAUAUUUGUAUGGUUAAUUUUUGUUACCCAUGGAAGGCUUCUAACAUAAACUAUUAAUAUUAAUAAAAAAAACACUCCAUUUCAAUUUAUUUUAUUUUAUAAAUUAUACAAUGUUUACAAUUUUGAUUAGAUUUAUGUACAUAAUCUAAUUAUAGUUAUAAAAAUUAAUUCUUCUGGUUUUAUUUCUGGAUUAGUGAUUUUUAAUCAGUGUGUUAUGACUGCAAUGUUGUUUUUUGACUUUCUAAUAUAUUUUUAAUUACCAUAUCAAUAACUAAAUAUUAUAUACAAAUGUAUCUAACAAACUGUAGACAUUAUUUUUUAAAUUAUUUAGUUAUAUAGGUUAUGAGUACAUUAACAAGUCUAUUUAGUUUUUAAUGUAUUAUAAAGGCCCAUCAGCUCUAAAUAAUUUAUAUUUAAUGUUUUAAAUGUUUUUUUUUUUUUUAGGUAUCUGUUUUACAUGUUAUUAUGUUUUUUAAGGGGUCGAAAACCAAUAAUGGAUUUUUUAUUUACAAUUAAGUCAAAACAUAUGUAUGGUAGGAACUGUUUUAGUUAUAUAUCAUUUCCAUACCACUGUAAACAAAUUAUAUAUGUAUUUAUAUAUGAUUUUCAGGUGUACCUUUAGGCGGUAUUGGAGGUGGGACAAUAGGCCGUGGCUUUAAAGGAGAAUUUUGUCGUUACCAAGUUAUUCCUGGUAUGUACGAGUAUGAAACCGUCCAAGCAAACCAGUUCAUAGUUAAUAUUCAAAAUGUUGAGAAUAUUACAGUAUACAAUAAUGUUCUGUCUUGUAUGAAGUGAGAAAAAUAAAAUGAAAAUAUUAUUUAACUAGGUCCAGUCAAAUUAUUUCAUUGUGUGUUUAUUUUUAUGAAUUUCAGACAAAAUGAAAAAACGUUGUACAAUUGGAAAUGGGAUUUUCCAGCAAACCAAGCUAAGUACACAGGUCUUUAUCCAAGAUCAUGGACUGAAUAUUUGAUUCCAGAAUUAGAUAUUAAAAUAAUUUGUAAACAAAUUUCACCUGUCAUUCCUCAUAAUUAUAAAGUAUAGAAUAUCAUUAUAUUUAAUUCAGUUUUGUAAUUGAAAUUAUAUUUCUAUUGAUUUUGGAAUUAUGAUUUUUUAGGAUAGUUCUAUACCAGGCGGUGUAUUCAUUUGGACAGUAGAGAAUAACAGCUCCGAACAAUAUUUUGUUAGUUUAACAUUUACAUUUGCUAGUGGCAAUGGUGUUUCAUCUUAUAAUACAGGUGAGUGCAAUGCAAUUUUACUUCAAACUACACAAUUAAAAUUAUUUUCUUUUUAACCCAUUGAAUUAUUUAUUUGUGGGUUGUUGGAGUUGAUUUGUGAAUAUCAUAUUCUAAUGUGUUGUGAAAUUUAAUGAGUCAAUAUUUCAAUAUUAUUAUUAUUUUUAUAACUUUAGUUUUAAGCUGAUUUUCAUAGUGUUAGUCAUUAUUGACUUUAUUCCUUAAUAAAUAUAUAAUUUUUCUACUUAAAGAUUAUAACAUCUAUUUAGAUAUUUUAUUAUGUGUAAAAAUAAAAUAUUCUCUCAUUAAAUUUUUAUUUUUACUUUGAUGAUUCUUUUGUUUUUGAUCAUUAUAUACAUAGUUAUUAUUAUUAAAUACUAUUAAUUUAUUCUAAUUGAUAUUAUUUAUUAAAUUAAUAUAGUUUUAUAUUUUUUUUAGAUGAAGCAAGCUGUGAACCAUUCAGUUUAAAUGAAGGUGGAACUGACGUUUCUGGAUCAUUAAUACACAACCAUUUUAAAAAUAUGCAAUGCACUUAUGUUCUUGGUGGAUUAAUUAAAGUAAAACAUUUAAAACUUGCAAAUAUUUUUUUGUUUUAAUUGCAAUUGAUUUAUAUUUUUACUAAAGGAAGGUGCUACUUUCAGCCAAUUGAACUUUGAUCCGAACAGUAAUGGAAUGAUUAUAUCAAAAAGUUUAAAUUUAUUCGGAGAAUUGAGAGACAUGCAACAAUUAAACCAAAAUAGUUUAUACAGUGAGCAAGAAUUAUAUGAUAUAUGAAAAUAUGAAUAAGUAUAAACUAUAAAUUAAAUGUUUUAUUUUAUGUUUGUUUAGUGAGAGGUGAAGAAGUUGCUUGUGCCAUUUGUAUAAAACAAUGUGUACCACCAAAUUCUUCAAAGAUUUAUGAAUUUGGCUUAUUUAUAGAUAUGCCUAAAAUAAAAUUUCCUAAAUCAAAUAUUGAGUAUUUAAGGUAUACUUAAUUUUAAUUUUGAAUAAUAUUUAUUUAUUAUUUUAUACUAUAGUAUAUGUUUUAUAGGUAUUAUACUAAAUUUUUUGGUGAAAAUAACAAAGCUGGUCCUCAAAUAAUGCAUUAUUCAAUGACAAAUUAUAAAAACUGGGAACGAGAAAUUGAAAAAUGGCAAAAUCCUAUUUUGAAUGACCCGUGAGUAACCUCUGGUUCUAAUCUAUACAGUGUUAAACUUAGUUAAAAUUAGUUAAACAACAUAUGUACACAUUUAUUAUGUAAUUUUGUUUAAUAUUUGUAUAAUUUUUUCGAUAUUACAAUAUAACAGAAAAAUGUAGACACCAGGUAUACUGGGUUCUAUAAUAUAAUGGGUAUUUGUACUAUUUUAUUAUACACUAUACUAUAAUAUAAUAUUUUAAUUAAAAUUCAUGUUUUGUUACAUAUCUUAUUAAUUAAUUAGUUAAUUUAUAUUUUAGACUGUUACCUGAUUGGUAUAAAAGUGCUAUAUUCAAUGAAGUAUACUUUAUUGCUGAUGGCGGAACUGUUUGGUUGGAAACUCCUAAAGAGAAUCUCAAUUGCAUUGAAGAGACAGACCCAAGAUAUGAAUAUGGUUAUUUUGGUUAUUUGGAAGGUCAUGAGUAUCGUAUGUAUAAUACAUAUGAUGUACAUUUCUAUGCAUCAUUUACAUUAGCAAAAUUAUGGCCUAAAUUACAAGCGUGUAUCCAAUACAAUUUUAGAGAUACUGUUGACAGUACAUUAAAUAUUACUAGAAAACAUUUGGCCUGUGGUACUUAUGGGUUACGGAAAUAUAAAUAUAGUGUACCACAUGAUUUAGGUGAUCCAGGUAAGUUAAAAUUAAAAAAAUAGUACAUUAUUUUUAUGACAUGUUGUAUAUUUUUAUUUUUUAAUAGAGGAAGAUCCAUUUAAUUUAGUGAAUGCUUAUUUAGUACAUGAUGUAUCAGAAUGGCGUGAUCUUAAUUUGAAAUUUGUUUUGCAAUGCUAUAGAGACUACAUUCUAUUUGCUGAUCAAAAAUAUUUGACUGAUAUGUUUCCUCAGGUAUUAGAGUGGUUUAUGUAUUUUAAAUGAAAUAUGUUGUUGUUUUUUGAUUUUUGUUUGUAUACUUACUGUAUAAAUUGUUUCAUGGUAACAUAUCUAAUAAAUUGCAGCAAUUAUUAAUAUGAUCUAUAUGUAACAGAUUAAAAAUGUGAUGGAGAAAUCAUUAUCUAUGGAUAGUGAUGGUGAUGGAAUGAUUGAAAAUUCUGGAACAGCUGACCAAACUUUUGAUACUUGGAUAAUGACAGGUGUAAGGUAAAAUCACAUUAUUAUUUAAAUAUUUGAAGUCUAGCAUUAUAAGGUGAUUUUUUUAAACCCAGAACAUUUACUAUUUCAGAGAGUAUUAACUUAUAUUUAAAAUGUUCUUUUAGAAAAUUUAAGGUACACUAAUUUUCAAAUUUUUUAUUACUCUUUUUUUUUUUUUUCGUUUGCUAUUAUGCUAUUAGACUAAAUCCUAUUAAACUUAUGAUGUUCAAAUGGUAAUCUAUGUUAACAUUUUAAUAAUGAAUUAGGUUUCAGUUUAAAUAAAUUUUGUUGUUGAAAUGUUUAAUUUCCAUUAACAAUUUUGGCGAGAUUUACUUCUGAAGUGUGAUCUUUUUGAUGAGGGAUACUGGUAUGGAAGAAGUAGUGAAGUAUAAAUGAUGUAUUAUUAUGGUCAGUUUUAAACAAAAUAAGUUACAGUUAUCCUGUUCCUAGUCACAAACCAUUCUAUUUUUGUAUAUUAGUUUGUUGAUUUUAGGUUUAAACAAUCUAAAUAAGAAGAAGGAAUAAAUAAACUAAUUAUACAAACAAAUGAAAUGUGAAUCUUCUGUGAAUCAUUGAAUAUAUAUUUAUUGAGUAUCUAAUGGGUCCUGGUGUGUUUCACAAUUUGGAAUGUGAACAUUUUAGUCUGACAGAUAUUAUUAAACAUUAUGCUAUAAAUAUGAAAUUGUAUAUCUUAUAUUUUAACGAAUUCUCUGCAUUUAUGACUGUUUAUUUAUUUUAGUGCUUACUGUGGCAGCUUGUGGAUAGCAGCUCUUUAUAGUACGGUUCAGAUAGCAAAUAUUUUAGAUCAAAGAGAUAUUUAUGAAAAAUAUUCGAUAGUAUUAAAUAAAGCAAAGGAAGUAUUUAAUACAACUCUAUGGAAUGGUAAUUUCUUUUGGUAAUCAUUGAAGUGGCAUGAAUGUUGUUUUAUUAAACAAAUUUAUAAUAAAAAUGAUCAAACUUUUAAUUUAAUAAUACAAACAAUAUCAUUUAAAUGUUAUAAUUUAUAAAUCUCUGUUGUGUGGUCUAAAACGAUUAUUUUGAGGCAUUGAUAAUAAACUAAAUUAAUAUAAAUAAAAGUUUUAUUUGCAUAAAAUACAUUAUGUACGACAUAAAUAUAUAGUUUUAAGUACAUAGUAUAGUGUGUUUGAAUGGGCUGCGUUGUGAAGAGAGUAUAUCAGUUUAUACAUCAUUACAUAAAAAUGUAUACAUGGUUUUUGCAAAAUAUAAUUGUUUCAAUUUUUUGUUAGUUCAAGUGUUCCUUUAUGUAGCAUUUAAUUAAAAUAAAUGAUUAUCAUAAAAACACAAAUUUUAAUUAUGUUUGGUAAUUUCUAAUUUUUUUAUCCAUACAAAACUAUAAGUGUUUUAUAUUAUUUAUUACAUAUAUAGACAACAUAGUACAUCAUCUUUAACAUUUAUUGAUCAUAAUUUUAUUAUUACACAUACACCUGAAUAAUUUGUCACUGUUGAGUUUAAUUUAAAUGUGAAAAAUCAAAUACAGUCAUUUUAAAUUUUUAGGUGAUUACUAUGAUUUCGAUUCAUCUGGUAACCCUCAUUCAAAGUCAAUAAUGGCUGAUCAGUUGUGUGGUGCAUGGUAUUUAAAAUGUUGUGGAGUCACCGAAGAGGUUGAAUAUAGAGAUAGAUGUUGUAUAUGUCUAACGGUAUAUAAUAUUUAAUGAAUUGUGUACUUCGAAUUUUAGGUGUUCCCACUUGACAGAGUUAAAAAGGCACUCCAGAUAAUAUACAAUAUAAAUGUGCAAGGAUUCAAUGACGGACAAAUGGGAGCUGUGAAUGGCAUGAUGCCUGAUGGAAAGCCAGACACAUUCUCUUUACAGAGUGAAGAAGUCUGGACAGGAGUUACAUAUGCUGUGUCUUCUUUAAUGAUCUUUUAUGUUAGUUUUCAUUUAAAAAUAGAACACAUUAUGGUUAUAUAAAAAAAAAAAAAAUGUUUUUAGGGUUUACGUGAAGAAGGUUUUAACACAGCAAAGGGUAUUUAUGAUACUGUUUACAAUAAGAUUGGGAUGGCAUAUGAAACACCCGAAGCAAUUUAUUCUAAAAAAGCAUAUCGUUCUGUCGGUUAUAUGAGACCACUGAGCAUAUGGUCCAUUCAAGUUGCUCUGGACAAUGUGACUAAAGAAUUACUAGAUGAUUAAUGUGAUAUCAGAAUUAUUUGUUUGUAUUAGUAAUUUUAUAUAAUAAAUUAAAGGUAAAUUAAUUUUGUAUAAUACUGUAGCUUAUGUAUGUUAACAUGACUAUGGCAAUAACAAUAGUGCUGGUCAUCGAUGAAAACGACAGUGCUGAACUCUUACAAUAAUCUAAGUUGCAAGAGUUGUUAGAGGUUAUUGAGUCGAACUGUGCUUCGAUUGGCUGCCAUGGGCUUAGUUGAGACGAACCAUUGUUCAUUGGUACGGCAUGUUCAUUGAGUAAAAACAUUGCCUUAUUCCCGUCCUUACAUCUGAAAAACACUGCUAUGACAUUGGAAGCAAACGGGUCUAUGUACGAAGUCCUCCAUUUCCGAGUCUUCAUAUUUUCAAAGUUUGUGCUUAAUAACGGUGUAUCUCCUUUGCCAAUUCCUAACCUGGUGACCACGCUCAAGACGUUUGGCGAGUGUCCAAAGUAAAAUAUUCCCAAUGGUCCGGUUUUAUCUCUAGCUAGAUUCCUAAAAAAACGAAAUAAAUUGUGUUGUUUUUAUACUAUUUUUAGAUCGUAAUUACGUGGCCAGAAGUAUACUUGAAAUUUUCGAUUAGAUCCUUUAAUAUAGGACAUCCUAUUUUCUCGCUGUUGGGAUUGCCGUACCCGUUGGCGUAGUAAUACUUCAGGUCUUCCAGGUAUUCGAAGAUCUCAAGAAAGGAAAAACAAACAGUACAAACUAUUAUUAUCCGUUUUAAGCAUAAUACUGUACCUGGUACCUAGGUAUGUGUAUUUACUAGUAUAAAUAUAUGAGCAGGCGUGUUAA